CGAUAGAUGGCGCUGGGUACGAACAGAAGCAGAUGAUGCGAAAAUACUGUGAACAUCAAGAAGAACACAUGCUUACAACGUUACGUACAUUAAUGAUAGCGAUGUAACUUUAUUGGGAAUAGUCUCUACAACGAGAUUAUGUCAUCUAAAGUUGCCAGGUAUAUCAGCUAUUUGCUGUUCAGACUCUUAUUGCCAGUAGUUCUCCUAGCAGGAUGUGCCCUAAGGUACAACCUUGUGUCAUUCCUGUAUUUGUUGUUCCUGUUGGGACUUCCACUUAUUCCAGCACCAAGUGCUCUGACAGUGAGAGGAAUCACCGGUGUAUACUUAAUCCUUCUUAUUGUGCUGGGAGGUUUGGCAACAUUAGCUCAUGCUAUUUUCCAUAUUGUGCUGGCAGCCAUUCCUGAGCCAUAUGGUUACAGUUUCUCAAACUGUUCAAGCAAUGAAAAAAUUGCAAGGCUAAUAGCUGUUGAAAGACUGGACGGUGUCCCGUUUAUUCACAUUCUGCGGUUGGUUGUCCUGGAUGUGGUUGUCCUGGCGGUUGCCAUUCUUGUGUUCAUUGUGUGUUACAAAGUGUUCAGUCCAUCCAGGGACACUCUAAGCUCCGAGGACGUCCCCUCCCUACAAUCCAUCACUCGAAGGAGGAGGGCCAGCAGACUUCAUAACUUCUUACUGUUUGUGGGGAAGUUUAUUGACGUUUUAUUUUUAGCAGCAUGUGGCAUUAUUGUACCAUCUUUAGCAAGUGCUGCAUACUUUUUGUCUUUUUUGUAUAUUGCAACAUGGUGGUCAUUAUAUCGAGGCCUAGGAAAGAAAUUUUCUAUAUUCCGAAUUUGUGUUUUAAUAUGGAGUGGACUACACUUGCUAUUUCUUCAUUUGUACCAAAUGCAACUUUUCCAAGAAGACUGGUUCCCUUCAAGAACAUCCCUAUGGGCAAGGAUUCUUGGAUUAACAGCAGUCAUAAAGACAGAUUGUGGCAAACCCUGGUCUGUGGAGUUUCAUGAACCUUCAAACUGGCCACUGUUUGUCAACCCACCCCUUCUGUUGGCUCUCUAUAUCAGUGUAGCCACUGAAACUAGAUACUGGAGAAACUCUAAGAGAGAGGAUGUUGUUGAUGCAGAAACCAGUUCUCCCAAGAAGAAGAGGCGAAGAAAUCCAAAGCCGUCUGAGCGGGAGGUAUUGCCGCAACAUGAUGGUCAAGACGAGAGCUUGGUAAAUGCUGGAGAGAACCAGUCCUACGAGACCUUCUCAGAGGAACCAGCCAGACAACGCAAUAAGGAUGAUUCGCCCACCAUGCUGGAUUCAGACGAAGAAGAUGGAGGCUCAAAUCGUUCCAAACCAAAGAAGACCAAGCCCCACGUCAAGAGAAGUCCAGUGGUUUCCUUGUUUGUGUACAUCAUGAAGCAGAGCUAUGUCUUAUCACUCAUAGCAAUGAUGGCUUGGAGCAUCACCUACCACAGCUGGUUGACCUUUGUCCUCCUGUUAGCUGCCUGUUUUAUUUGGAUGGUCCCUCAGUCCAGGAAGGCGUGUCUUGUGUGUUCCCCAGCUGUAGUCCUCUAUGGGGAGGUCCUUCUCAUCAUUCAGUUUGUUUAUGGCAUGAAUCUCAAGGAACUUCCAGAGGAAAGUAACGGAAUCAAGCUGGAUGAGAUCGGACUCAAGAAGUUCAAGUACCCUUGUUUACAGCUGGCACUCCAAAUCUUAUUCACCAGUAUGUUCUGGCUGACCAUGAGACAGUUUAUUAGAGAGAGAAAGCUAUCAGGGUCAUCAGACAACUCUCAGGUUCCCAUGGAAACACUCAGUUCCGAGGGGGUGUCGCCCGGCUCCUGGUUCAAGGGCUGGAUAAGGCUCAGGGAGAUGUCAGAUGGGGAGGAGGAUGUGUGGGACAUAACUCAGUCACCAAAGUACAUUCCGUCUUUGGAUGAGGUUGAUGGAUAUGAUGGUCAGACAGUCAAGCUCAUAGGUCAUUCUGAGGCAGUGAGAACUAUUGGGGUCUACGUGUGGAAUUUGCUGUCCAAGUACUGGAUAUUUGUGUGCACUGGGAUGAUGCUGUUGAUUUCUAUACAGGAAGUAGUUGUCUACAGGAUUAUAUACCUGAUCUUAUUCCUCCUCUUUAUGCUGACCUUCCAGAUGAGUUAUACUCUGUGGAGGGCCUCUAUGUAUGUGUUUUGGUGGGUCAUUAUCAUCUAUUCUAUGGGUAUCCUGAUAAUACUCUACACAUAUCAGUUCCAAGAUUUCCCAAGCUAUUGGCAAAACAACACAGGACUCUCAGACGAAAUACUUUCAGAUAUCGGCCUGGAGCAGUUUAACACGGCCACUCUGUUUGUGAAGUUGCUGACUCCGACCAGCUUCUUGAUUCUGAUCAUUCUACAGGUCCACUACUUCCAUGCCACCUUCCUCAGGCUCAGCGACAUCAAACAUGUCAAAAAUGAAGAUAAAAAAGAUGAUCAGCCAGCUACUAACACAAUGACAGACACUGCAGGGGAGACUACUGAUUCUGAACCACCAAUCAUUAAAAAAGGACUGAGGAAGAAGGUGAAGCUCUACAUCCUGACCGUGUGGCACAAGUGUAGCGAGGUGUGGGCGGAGGUGUCCACCGUCCUGUGGCGGGUACUGGAGGUCCACUUUGUCAAAGUGGUUCUCUUCACCAUCUUCAUGGUCUGUGUCAGCGAGUUGUCUGCCAUAGGAGGGGUGUUUGUGAUCAUCCUGGGGGUGUUUAUGCCCAUCACCAGGGGAUGGACAGUGAUGUUACAUGUGUGUAGAAUAUGGGUGUCCAUUGCCAUGGUAGCCAAAAUGAUCUACCAGCUCAGCAUCAUUGACAAGGAGUACUGGAACUCCAACUGCACGAUCACCAAUGACGGUGUCAAUUCAUCAACAACCCCAGCUCCAGUGACCAACAUAACAAACCUGACUGAUCUACUGCCAGCAGAAACUGUCAUCAAUCCAUUUGGCAAUGGCACAGUCAACAAUGCAAAGUGGGUGGGCCUGGAUAAAGAAGGAGUCCUUUCAUACUAUCUCAGAAAUUACAUCCUGAUUUUGGUGGUACUGAUAUUUGAGCGAGUGAUCUUCUACAGACAGGCCCGGCGACGCCUCUAUACCAGCAUCGCUGACAUUCCUAAAGGAGUCAUCUUCAGUAGCACCAACCGCAAAAAUGCUGAUAAAAACUUGUGGAGUUGUGCAAAGUAUUUUGCCAACUACUUCUUUUACAAAUUUGGAUUGGAGAUCUGCUAUAUCAUGAUGGCCACUGUGAUCUGUGUGAGAGUGGACGCCUACAGUGUGUUGUACUCCAUCUGUCUGGGAAUACUGCUGCUGCUGAGUCGACGAAAGAAUGCCCUGGUCUGGCCCAUCUUCACCAUCAUACUGACCGUACUGUUACCUGUCCAGUACAUUCUCUGCCUAGGCUUCCCUCCAGGGGCUUGUAUAGAAUACCCUUGGAAAUUCACCACAGAGACAGGAAAAAACCUAGAAACAUGGCUCUACCUUCCUAGUUACUUUGAUCCACCUGAUGUGAACAAGCUUAUAGGGGACUUUUUCCUGCUGCUGUUUGUGUGUCUACAGUGGCAGGUGUUCCGGACAGAGGCCCAUGCCCACUCAGAUACCUCCCACUCCUAUGGUGGAGGCAGCAAUGGAGACAUACUGGAAGAGGUGGAGGCCAACAUGCCCAUCCCUGUGGAAGACUUCACCACCAUCCAUGAGUCCUAUCUGGAUGUUGUCAAGAGCGGCUUCUUCUCCUACAUGUACUGGGUGACCCUGUACAUCAUCUUCCUGGCCGGCACCACCCGGAUUAACCUGUUCAGUAUGGGCUACAUCAUCGGGGCGCUCUGUUUUAUGUGGUACGGUCAGGAGUUCAUUCUGAAGCCUCUCAGGAAAAUCAGGAGAAGCUGGAACACAUUCUUGGGCUACACCUUUAUUGUCAUAUUCCUUAAAGCCUCCUUGCAGCUUUUGGGCUGUGUUUACAUUGACUACCUGUAUGACAACCAGUGCUGGCUGAUACAGCUUCUGGGCCUCACCUGUCUAUCACCUUCCAAAACCUACUCGCCAGGUGUGAUAGAAGGUUCUGAUGGAUUUGAUUGUAAGGUGGAGAAGGAUGAUUCGGGCCUGAGCUGGGAUGUGGUCUGUUUUACCUUCCUGCUGCUACAGCUGAGGAUCUACAACAGCCACUACUUCCGGCACAUCAUCGCCAGUGCUGAGGCCCAGAAUGCUCUCGCUGCCAGGGGUGCAGAACUCAUCAACCAUAUACUAGUGACUCGUGUACAAGAACAGAGGGAAGAGGAGAGGCAAGUGUUGGAGAAUAUCAAGAAGAAGAUGGAGAUCCUUCGACACAAGAGAAUCCAAGGCAGUAACAAAGCCUUCACUGAGCCGGACGAACAUUUUCAAGCAAUCCGGUCUGGUGACUACUAUCUCUUUGAGGAUGAAAGUGAGGCUCAUACUGAGGACCCGACAAGUAUCACAAUUGGUGUAGAUUCUGAGGAGGAGGAGGACAAAGCAGAUCCUCUAAAGCUGAUCUCAACUGCUAUAGAGUCUGGUGCCAAAGCUGCAGUGGAGCAAGGAGAAAAUGAGGAUGAAGAGGGUAAUGAAACAGGCUCAGAAGUAAAGGAAGACAAGUCUGAUUCCAAACUAGAUAAAAUAUUGAAUAUUCUGAAACUGAUCAAAAUGUUAUUGGAAAGUUUGGUAGAUUGGAUGAUAGAAAAGUUUAAUAGGGUAUCCGACAAUCAUCGCAAGGUAGCAGAAACACUGGAAGAAGAAAUGAAAGCUCAAAAGGCUCUGAUUCAGAGAAACAAAACUGUACCUGUUAUUAAAGACACGACAGUGAGUCUUCAGUUGGAGGAUGAUGGGAAUGAAGGUCCAUCAGGUGCCAGUGGAGAAAGAGUCGAUUUUACAGAUAUCAGUAUUGUGGAUACAGAGGCACCAGAUCCAGAUGAUGUGGAUGGAAACGUACAGAGCAAACCGUCCACCAAGUUUGAGAACAAGAAGAACAAGGUGUAUCGGCUGCUGGAGGCGACGUACUACGCCCUGGUGUCCCGGUCCGAGCUGGUCUGUUACUUCCUGAUGAUACUAAACCAGAUCCUGUACUGCAGCCUGCUCUCCCUGCCCCUUCCCCUGAUAGUGUUCCUGUGGGGCAUGCUGUCAGUGCCCCGCCCCUCCAAGAUGUUCUGGAUCACUGCCAUCACUUAUACAGAGGCUGUGGUAGUCAUCAAGUACCUGUUCCAGUUCGGUUUUUUCUCUUGGAAUAACAACACGGACAUAGAAACGAACCCCUUCUGGCCGCCCCGAAUCAUCGGCAUUGAGAAGAAAGACGGCUUUGUGACGGCUGACCUCAUCCUUCUGUUGGCUUUAUUUAUCCACCGAUCAAUUCUUAAGAGAUACGGAUUAUGGAAGGAUGCUGAUGCCACCUUAGCAGAUGUGGACAGAGCUGAGGAAAUGAUUUCAGCACCCACCACUCCUAUCCAAGAGGAGGGAGCUAGGUCAUUUGAGAGCAGUGUCAGGAACAAUUCAAAGGAAGGUCAGGUUGAAUCCAGUACGAGUCAGGAAUCGGAUGGAGACAGUGAAGGUGGACCAGGUCUGCAGAUGGUGCUGGGGCCAUUCAAGAAAUUUUACAGUCAGCUGACAGACCCCAAGUACAACGCAACCACAGAUGUGUAUGCUACCAUGUUCUUCUGUGACUUCAUCAACUUCCUGAUACUUGUGUUUGGAUACUGGGCCUUUGGACCAGAGCAAACCUCUGGAGGAGACAGUGUGACCGAAUACAUUACAGAGGACAGGAUUCCUGUUCCGUUCCUGAUCAUGUUGGUGACCCAGUUCAUUCUGAUUGUGAUUGACCGUGCCCUCUACCUGAGGAAGAACAUCCUGGGGAAGUUCAUCUUCCAGAUCCUGCUGGUCAUCCUCAUCCAUGUCUGGCUCUUCUUCGUCUUGCCUUAUGUCACAAAGAGGAAGUUUUCUGAGAAUGUUCCGGCCCAGAUGUUUUACUUCUUCAAGUGUCUGUACUUUGGACUGUCAGCCUACCAGAUCAGGUCCAGCUACCCAACCAGAAUUCUGGGGAAUUUUCUCACCAAGAAGUACAACUACAUCAACUUGUUUCUGUUCAAAGGAUUCCUGGCUAUCCCGUUCCUGCUGGAGCUGAGAGUUCUGAUGGACUGGAUCUGGACAGACUCCACUUUAGCCAUUGGGAGCUGGUUACAGAUGGAGGACAUUUACGCCAACAUUUAUGUCCUCAAGUGCUGGAGAGAGGCUGAGAGGAAUUAUCCAACCCCUCGUUCUCGGAAGAAAGGUUCUCUCAUUAAGUAUGGAGUGGGAGGACUGUUGCUGGUUCUGAUUAUCUUUAUAAUCUGGUUCCCCUUGGUCAUCUUCUCCUUUGCUAACACAGUGUACAUCAGUAAUCCACCGGUUGUAGUGACGGCCUCCAUUGCCAUUGGAGGGUUCCAGCCUCUGUUUAAAGUCCAGGCACAACAACAGAGCAUAGCCUCCCUAACCACCGCCCAGUACAACGACCUCCUGACCUACUUCAAUGAUAAGGAAAUGAAGUCUGCAGUCAGCAACCUUAACAAGUAUGAGCCCCAGGACAUCACCAUUAUUAAGCUUAAUGGGAAGUCCACUUCAGUGUGGGGGAUAAGUCCCCCCAGUAAACAAGAGCUCAUCCAGUUCCUCAACAACACCGUGGCUGCCAAGAUUGAGUUUGAGACGACCUUCACCAGAAAGCCAACAUCAAGUGAUGCCAGCCAAUCCCUGACCAGCCACUUAAUGGACGUAUUGGAUGAUGUCACCAGAAUCAAGUUAAUACAGCUACUCAAAGAGCCGGAGACAAGUGCCCCUGUGGAAGUGAAGAAUUUGUUUUCCCGCUUCUUCCGCUUAUCAAAGAAGACUACCAGUGUCCUCAACUUUAUUCCAAAAAGUAAUGUUUCCAUGCACCUGAGUGUGACGAAUGUUACGGAGUGGUGGAAUGUGAACGAGACUCUGAGUACUGGGGUACCCUGUCCAGAACCACAGGAUAAGAAAUGUGGACCGUCCGCCACUGAGCUCACACUAAUUACCCUGAAUGACCGGGCAGCACCAGCUGGCUUCUCCUUCAUUUCAGGAUAUGGCAUCAUCGGUCUGUACGUCUCCCUGGUUCUGGUGGUGGGACGAUUCGUGCGUGUGUUUUUCUCCGGCACCUCCACUCAGGUGAUGUACCAGGAACUACCCUGUGUGGACAACAUCCUGAAUCUGUGCCUGGACAUUUACAUGGUGCGGGAAAGCCAGGACUACAGAAUGGAGGAGUAUUUAUUCUCCAAACUGAUCUUUUUAUACCGGUCCCCUGAAACUCUCAUCAAGUGGACCAAGUUAAAGUACAGCUGAUCUUCCUGGUACUGGAUCUUUAGUUUGUUUACAGUGCCAAAAUUUUAUUUAUUAAUCUCAAGAUGAUGUCAUAUUUAAUUAAAAUUGCUGCCUUUAAGUCAGUAUUUAAGAGACAUUAGAAUGAUUGGAUAUGUCUGUAUAGGGAGUUCAAUUAAAAGAUAAUAUUGAUCCUCUUGAAUAUUUUAUUUAAACAGGUAGGAUUGAUAGUUUUUUGUGUACUGGUAUAAUUUUUAAUUUUUUAACAAAAUUUUAAAGCAACUUGCUCUAGAAAAAUAUUCUCUCAAUGAAUUUUAUCUCAUCCCAGAACAUAUCGUUUUAAUAAUCAUUUAAUUAUCAUUUGUCAAGAUUAUUCUGUACGCAUAUUUUUUGCCAAUGGUCCAGUAUAAAGGAAGUUCUUCAGAUUUAUGUUAUUUGCAAAUAUUUCAGAGUUUUAAUGCAAAUUCCUUUCGGCAAUAGGUAAAUAAUCAAAUCGAAAGCAUACUGUAUGAAAUCUGAUAGGCUAGUUCUAUAUUCCUUAUUGCUUUGACCUGCAAACAUUGUGUACAAUAAAUAACUAUUGUGAUUGUAUACCUUAAUCACCAGAGUUUUUGUAGUUUUCACACGCCUCUUUUUUAACAACUAUUUGUUUACUCUCGCUACCAGGAUUUGAAACGGCAAGAUUUUUCCUGCAUUAUCUCCCUUUGUAUGUGCAAUUAUCUAUCAAAGAUAAAGUGGCUGUAAGCUAAAAUUGUAGCUUGAUAUAUGUGUUGAGUUUAUCUGUAGUUAUAUAUCAGGUCAACUAGUCAAUAAAUGUUUCAUGAUUGUAUUAUGGUGUAGAGAAUACUAUUUUCAGGAUCUACCUCUGUAGAUUUGUGUGCUAGAUUAUUCAGUUUUAGGUUAACUUGCCGACUUAUCAAUAGAUUCCACACACACACACACACACACACACACACACACACACACACAAAGCCACAUCUUCCACAUACAGUAAAUGGAAAGAUGAUGCCAGAACCAAAUUCAAUUAAAAUUUAAUAAUAAAAAAAAGGAAGAUGAAAUUUAUUUUCAGUACUUUUCUUUUGUAUGAAAUAAUAGAUUUUAGGAUUUCGAUCAUGAAAUUGCAUCAAUAUUUAUCAGAUGCCCUUCAAAAUUGUCAAGUUUCCAAGAAUGACUUAUGGUAAAUUGUUUCCUUCAACAAGUAUUUUAUUACAAUGGUAACUAAAUAUAUGGAUCAUAUUAUGUGAACAAAUUUAUUGCGUAACUUUUAUAAAAUAACAAUUAUUUUGAGAGUAUUUCCAAUAAGCAUUUUAUCGAAAAAGAAAUGAACAGAAAAAUCAUAUUUUGAUGAAAUAUAACCACAAAUUCGUGCAUUGUUUUCAAAUUUCAAAUUAACACGAAGCCGAGAAUCGGGUUAAUGACAAAUAAAACCACAAGCAACACAUAUUCUUAUAAACUUAUGAAUGUUUUUAUCUCCUUGCAAGGUUAAACAAUCCAACAGCAGCAUAAAGAGGUGAUUUAUAGGUUAUUGUAUUAAUAGAGUCCUCAUUACAGGGGUUCAGAAAACUGUGAAUGAAUUAAAUAAAACACAAAACAGUGUUAAUGUAUGGAAAUACAUGUAUUUUGAGGGCGAUUUGAUAGACAGCUCGAGGCAUUUGACUGAUGAUUGGAAGAUCUCUGGUUGUAUAUUUAUAUUAUGUAACAUUCUUUGGGGAAAAAAAAUUAAUUAAAUGCUGAAAAUACUUCUUGUAUCAUGGAAUAUUUUAUGUGAUCUUGCCCGAGAAUUGGGCUUCUAGAUAUACCAGUAGGUUUAAGUGUUCUUGUAUGACUUUGCAUUGCUCUUAUUUUUUGUGUGAAGAUAAAUUAUCAUGUCUUAUAAAUCAUGUACAAUGCUCAUCCUUGUAUAGCUGUCAUUUUAUCGUCAUUAAAUAAAUGCUUGCUACAAAAUA
Molecule: messenger RNA, 9245 nt
Organism: Magallana angulata
Lineage: Eukaryota; Metazoa; Mollusca; Bivalvia; Ostreida; Ostreidae
Product: piezo-type mechanosensitive ion channel component 2-like
Exons: 53
Coding region: 139-7323 (2394 amino acids)
Source: RefSeq, a predicted model, not a curated record